This is a messenger RNA of Pelobates cultripes (western spadefoot toad), 8045 nucleotides long. NCBI's taxonomy places the organism in Eukaryota, Metazoa, Chordata, Amphibia, Anura, Pelobatidae. The record is from the annotation of a GenBank genome assembly.
GCUCUCAAAUGAAUCCAAGUGAAUCUUCAAAUCAGCAACUGAAGAAAGAGGAAAGAGAUCCUGGAGGGAAAAAAACUAAUCUGGAUUAUCAACAAUACAUUUUCAUCAACCAAAUGUGUUACCAUGUGGCGCUACCUUGGUACUCCAAGUAUUUUCCUUACCUUGCUCUGAUCCAUACAAUUAUAUUAAUGGUUAGUAGCAAUUUCUGGUUUAAGUAUCCAAAGACCUGCUCAAAAAUUGAACACUUUGUAUCGAUACUUGGCAAGUGCUUUGAAUCCCCAUGGACAACAAAAGCACUGUCCGAGACAGCAUGUGAGGAUUCUGAAGAGAAUAAACAGAGACUUACUGGUGCACAGUCCUUCCGUAAGCACCUCUCCAACAGCAGUGAAGAUGGAAGUCCAAGCCCUAGUACUCCAAUGAUCAGUAAGUCUGGACUUAAGUUCUCAGCUGACAAGCCUGUUGUUGAGUUUCCAAGUAUGACUAUUCUAGAUAAAAAGGAUGGCGAACAGGCAAAAGCCCUUUUUGAAAAGGUUAGAAAAUUCCGUACCCAUGUAGAAGACAGCGACUUGAUUUAUAAACUUUAUGUUGUCCAAACGGUUAUCAAGACUGUGAAGUUCAUUUUUAUUCUGUGCUACACCUUAACAUUUGUGACCGCCAUAAGCUUUAAACACAUCUGUAUUCCUAAAGUGGAACAUCUUACAGGUUAUCAGGAAUUUGAGUGCACACAUAAUAUGGCCUUUAUGUUGAAGAAGCUCCUAAUAAGUUAUAUUGCUCUGAUUUGUGUUUAUGGACUUGUUUGCUUGUAUACAUUGUUUUGGCUUUUCAGGAGGCCACUAAAAGAAUACUCAUUUGAAAAAGUGAGAGAGGAAAGCAGCUUCAGUGAUAUUCCUGAUGUAAAAAAUGACUUUGCAUUCCUUUUACACAUGGUUGACCAGUAUGAUCAGCUGUAUUCUAAGCGGUUUGGUGUAUUCUUGUCUGAGGUCAGUGAAAACAAAUUGCGAGAAAUUAGCUUGAAUCACGAAUGGACUUUUGAAAAACUGCGGCAGCAUAUCUCGCGAAAUGCUCAGGAUAAACAGGAACUGCAUCUAUUCAUGCUUUCUGGAGUUCCAGAUGCAGUUUUUGAACUUACUGACCUAGAAGUCCUAAAACUUGAGCUGAUUCCAGAAGCUAAAAUCCCAGCCAAAAUCUCUCAAAUGACUGCCCUUCAGGAGCUCCAUCUUUAUCACUGCCCAGCAAAGGUGGAACAAACUGCUUUUAGUUUUCUCAGAGACAACUUAAAGUGCCUUCAUGUGAAAUUUACUGAUGUAGCCGAAAUACCUGCAUGGGUCUACUUACUGAAGAAUCUACGUGAGUUAUACUUGAUGGGAAAUUUAAAUUCUGAAAACAAUAAAAUGAUUGGGCUUGAAUCUUUGAGAGAGUUGCGACAUUUAAAGAUUCUUUAUGUAAAGAGCAACUUAUCCAAAAUUCCAUCUAACAUAACUGAUGUUGCUCCACAUUUAACCAAAUUAGUCAUUCAUAAUGAUGGCACCAAACUUGUUGUACUGAAUAGCCUUAAGAAGAUGAUGAACAUUGCAGAACUAGAACUCUAUCAUUGUGAAUUGGAAAGAAUACCCCACGCUAUAUUCAGUCUCACCAACUUACAAGAAUUGGACCUGAAGUCAAACAGCAUACGUACCAUUGAAGAAGUCAUUAGUUUCCAACACUUGAAGAGAUUGACUUGCUUAAAGUUAUGGCACAAUAAAAUUGUGAACAUUCCUCAAUCCAUCUCACAGGUUAAGAACUUGGAAGCUCUUUAUUUAUCCAAUAAUAAACUUGAAGCCUUACCGGGGGCACUUUUCACUUUACUGAAAUUAAGGUAUUUGGAUGUUGGCCACAAUUAUAUCUCUAUGGUACCCCCUGAAAUUGGACUGCUACAAAACCUUCAGCACUUGUACAUCACUGGGAAUAAAGUGGAUACUUUGCCAAAGACCUUGUUCAAAUGUGUUAAAUUAAGAACUUUGUGCUUGGGACAGAACUGUAUAACUGCUGUGCCCGAAAAGAUUGGACAUCUCGUUCAACUCACUCAUCUGGAGUUAAAGGGAAAUUGUUUAGAUCGCCUUCCCUUUCAAAUCAUUCAAUGUCGCCUUCUUAAAAGAAAUGGACUGAUUGUGGAAGAUCAUCUGUUUGAUGGUUUGCCUUCUGAAGUGAAAGAAUCACUGGAACAAGAUAUCUCAUUUGCUAAUGGGAUAUAAAGAAAAUAUCUGUAGAGUUGAAAACCACAUUAACCAUUAUAUUAUUGUGUGAAAGGCCUAGAAAGGAAUUUUGAUCUUGGCUAACAAAUACAUUGCACUAUUUGGUUUUAUCCAAUAAGGGAAAUAUUUUUCCUCUCUAAAGGGGCACUGUAACUACUACAGCACACUGUAGUUCCUAUGGUUGAUAGUCUUUGGGUGGCAUUCCUUUGUCCUUUUGUGAAACCGUUUUGAAGAAUUUGACAAAAAUUAUGGUUUUUCCCAGCACCCAAAUCAGAGCCUCUUAGCCACAAACAAAUUCCACUUAUAUAUGAUCUGUCUAAAGCUUAGCUGCAUCUAGCACUCAUAGUUAUUGUUGCCACACAAGAAGGGAUAGAUUUGGUUAGACUUGUGCAAAAAUGUGGUUAGUUUGUAAACAAAUCGAUUCAUGCGAAUCAAAAGCCUUUUAAUACACAACCGAUUUAUUUGAUUUGUCGAGAAAAUAUUUUUUUUCCUGAAUGGAUCAAUUUGUUUGGGUGUGGGUUAAAAUGAUUUUGAUUCAUACAAAUCAAUUUUUAUGUGGACAAAAAACAAUUUUGGCACAAUUCUAGAUUUGGACACAAUAUAUAAAUAAAAAAAUGGACAGCUUGCAUGCGGUUGAGGAGCUGAACUUCAGGUGCUGGAAGAAAAAAAUACAUAUGUGUUGGCCUACACAAUACUGAAAAGAUGUUUGCUUAGUUUAUAUUUAAAAAAAUAAUAAUAAAAAAUUAUGCUUUUAAUAUAACCAAAAAAAAAAUAAAAAUUGAAUUUAACCCUUGCCAUGACUUGCUCUUGCUACUUGUUUGUAAGUCAAUAAUAAUAAUUAUUAUAAAUAACCUUGGUAAAACUACAGAUUCAUUAGUUCUUUUAUUUUUGUUCACACUGUCAACUAGUUUCUUCCAUCCACCAGGACAAUUUGUCCUAAUCACAAAUACAUACCUGUGCUUGAUGUAUCUAUAUUGUGUUUAGCCCAACAAUGUCAUGGGUGUAUAUUAUUUUUAUGUAAAAACAUAAAAGGAGUUUGGGAGGAUACAGGGAGUUACAUUUUCUAACAUUUCAUUCUAUGUGAAAGCUCAAAUAGAGAACGUGUCUUUCAUUUCAAUGAUCUUGGCUGAAGACUGCUAGAAACAGCCACUUGAUUUAAAAUGCUAUAUGCUGAUAUGUAAAGGCUUGGUGUCAAAAAGGUCUAAAGCAAAUCACAUUGCACUUAAGUUUGCAGCAUUAAUGCAGACAAAUUCUGCAGUAUUGGACAGUCUUUUGCUUUACAAUGCAUAAACAAAUAGUUGCAUUUCAAAGAAAGAUUUCUUAUCUUAAAGGGACACUAUAGCUUUAUGAAUGCAAACAUGUUAAUGUUUGUAUUCCUAAUGCUGUAGUAUUCUAUUGAUUAUUCAGACUCCGCUACCCCUUCACCCUGCAUGAAUUAAAGAAAAAAGAAAAUACUUUUACUUAAUUCUCCCAGCGUGUCUGUCUCCAUGUGGUCACCUCCUCCCCCAGGCGUAGAUCAUCUCAGCUAAUCCAGUACUUCCCCACAGCGAAGCAUUGUGAGACUUGUACACAUGAGUGGCAAGUCACAGGGCUGCCCCAAUCAGCAUUUCCUACUAGAGAUGCCUUUACUCAAUGCAUCUUUAUGCGGAGUGUUAAACAUCUCCAUGCAGAACAUGGAUUCACUGGUUCUGCAAUCUUGACAGGACCGUACCCAGGAAGUCGCUCUCAUGACUGUUGGAGUAACAAACACAAGAGGUGGCCUUAGGCAGCAAUGUAAAAACUGACUUUUCUCAGAAAAGGGUGUGUUACCACUGCUCAGCUUGCAGGGACAUGCUCUAUGCCCCAGAACCACUACAUUAAGCAGUAGUGGUUCUGCUGGCUCACUGCCUAUAGUGUCCCUUUAACGAAAAUUACCCAGGUUAAAACUGGGACUUCUCAUUACUUAGAGAAUGAGUUAAUAAACACAUUAAGAUUUUUUUUUUUUUAAUCAUUCUUUAUUGAGACUAUAUACAUGUAAUAAUAUUACUUAUCACUGUUUUCUGUGACGAAUAGUAUCUUUUUUGCUGAUUUUUCUCCAGACACGGAAUUAUUUAGUGCCAGAUCUCCAGAUCUUAACUUAAAGGUUGUAGUAUAUUUAUUCAUUUUAUAUAUGUAGUUAACAAAUUAGUAGUAGAAAAUAUUGCAGGUGAAAAAAGAGCUUAGGCUUCACUUCAAACUAUGGAGAGGACCAGCUGUCAAGAACUGUUUUGUCUCUAGGUUGCAAGUUUAUGUCGACUUCUAUUUUGAUUGCUUUGUCAAUGCUCAAGCUUUUGUUAAUAAAAUGAAAAUCCUAAAAUGUCUCUCUCCCUUAUUGAUAACAUAUCAAGAAAAAAAUACAAAUGUAUGUUGGCACUUAAACCUGUAACUGGGGCAGGUAUCGAGGUUACCCACCUACAAUAACCUCAGAUGAAAUAUACACUAGAUAUUGAUACCACGCACCAAAAUUUGAUGCUGAGAAAAUUAAGGAAAAUUUUAAUUCAUGUUCUGUACAAGGUAAUUAAUUAGUGCAUCAUUUCAAUCAAUACUACAAUCUAGAAAAGAAAAUUAAUAUACUGUACAUCAAUAUUUACAAAUCAAUCCAAAUACAUAUAAUGUACACUAAUUAUAGCAUUGAACUAGAUUCAUAUACAAAAAGUGUCCCUCCAAUGUCUGUGAAUCAGAAAAAUGAUGAAGAAAUUCAUUGAAAUAAUUAAUUCAAAAAUACAUUGAAAAAAUUAAUUGUCAGAAAAGCAGGAAAAAAAAAACAAAGAGGAAAAAAAUAGAAAAAAGCAAAAAAAAGCAAGUCUCUGUAUAAAAUGUUCUUUGAGUGCUCAAAUGUAUAAAACAAAAAAAAACUUAGAAAAAAAAUGAAAAAUGCUGGGGGGCGGAGCCUGACUGUUGAAGUGGAUAGUCACUUGCUGCCUGAGCUCUGGGCCGAAGACCAGUUGAAAGCAACCAAUCGGAGAGUUAUAAGUCAAAUUACACAGCGUGGGAAAAUUCCAAAGAACUUUCCCACGCUGUGUAAAAUGACACCGAGCACUCUGAUGGUUGGAUUUCAAGCCAUCCAAUCAGAGUGCUGUGACAGGUAAAUGUAGAGACUUACCAGUCAGUCUCUUCAUUUACCUGUCAGAGCACUCUGAUUGGUUGGCUUAAACCAACCAAUCAGAGUGCUCUGAGCCUAAUUGCAGGGCGGGGAAAGGCUUUAUAAGCCUUUAUCCGCCCUGGGGAGCUUAGUCUACGCGGUGCCCUCCAUGGGUAAAGAUCGAUUAUUUUUAGCGUUGGGUUUAUUUUUUUGUCUGAUAUUUGUUUUGGGGUGCUCGUUUAUUUUUUUAGUAUUUUUUUUAAAGUGCGACGGGUAUUAUGGUUUUUUAUUUGGCCUUUUUUAGGGCUGAAAAAAUAAUAUUUUAGAAAAAUGAAGACAUCAAAUGGUAAGUUUUUUUUCUUUUUUUACAAGUACUUAGUUAUUGUUCCCCUCUCACUAUUUUUAGGGUGAGGAGGGUAGGUAGGGGUUUAUUAAUUUUUUGGGGAGGGUGGUGACUAGCGGUUUGGGGACCCCUUGUCAUCUGGGGGUGGGUAACAUUUUUAUUUAGGGCCCCCACCUGCCGGUAAGGGGUGGGGGCCAAGGGGGAGGGCAAUAGGUCCCCCCCUUAUUCUACUUUAGGGCCCCCACCUGAUGUUUAGGGGUGGGGUCUGGGACACACACGAUAGGUUCCCCCAUUGUCAUCCAGGGCCCCAACCCGCCGCUCAGGGGUGGAGGCCGGGGGGCAAUAGGUCCCCCCUUCAGUUUAAAAGCCUCCACUCCCGUGGCACGGUUGGGGGCUCGAGAGGAGGGCACUUGGGGUUUACUAGACAUACCCCUACUCGCAGUAUAGUGAGUAGGGGCAGAAUUUACUAGUAUUAAGUACAUUUUUAUUAGUAUUAGUAAAUUUGGCUGAAAGACCAAUUUAGGUCUUUCAGCCUUUUGGUAGAUAGCUCCCUAAUACCGUGGAAAUUAGGGAGUUAUCUACUUACUCAUUCCCAUCAAUUGACUGGCUAAGUAACUUUCAUUUUAUAUGCACGUGUUACUUGAUUGUUGUAAGUGUUGCAAAUGCUGACAGCUGAAUCCUAGCUGUAUGUGUAUACUUUUUAUUUAUACUGGUAUACAGUGUAACAUUCUUCAUUCUUCCACUGGGUAUAUUAGUACUUUGGCAAUUCUGUGCUUCGGCUAUUCUGCAAAUCCAAAAUUUGGCUAUUCAGACAUUCGGCGGACUUCGUCAGUUCGGUUCGGCACUUCGGAAAUUCAGCUAUUCGGACACUCGGGAAUAUAUGAAUGUCCGAAAUGCCCGAAAUCUGUCCGAAUUCACAUUCGGAACGAAAUGAAUUGCACAUGUCUACUAUUUUGCAAUUAUAGUGUGGACUGUGAUAGGAGGUAUCUCAGCAUAUCUACUUAACAGUGAUUUAUUUUUAUGCAGACAGGAUACAGGACAUAUGUUUUUCAAUGAAUGUGUUCAAUGUAUUUUUGAAUUAAUUAUUUCAAUGAAUUUCUUCAUAAUUUUUCUGAUUCACAGACAUUGGAGGGACAUUUUUGGAUAUGAAUCUAGUUCAUUGCUGUAAUUAGUGUACAUAAUAUGUAUUUGGAUUUCUUUGUAAAUAUAGAUAUACAGUAUAUUAAUUUUCUUUUCUAGAUUGUAAUAUUGAAGUGAUGCACUAAUGUAUUACCUUUUACAGAACAUGAAUUAAAACCUUCUUUGAUUUUCUUAGCAUUAAAUUUUGGUGUGUAGUUCAAUAUUUUCUAUUUAACAUAUCAAGAAACCUGUUGGUGUACCAAAUCAUUAAGUCUAAUGGUUUCUUCUUGUUUUGUCUUCAUAUUAAAUAAAUAUCAGCACUUACAUCUGCCUGUACAAAACAGCAAAUCGCCAUGAGUGGCCAUUAAAUCAUCCCACUGGGUUCUUCUAUAGAUAAGAGUAAAUAUACAAACACUCCAAAAUUCAUCUCCAUGGCAGCUUUAGCAAGUAAUCCAUGACUCAGCCCAAGUUAAAACUAUCACUUUAUUGUUGUGACUUAAAUCUUCAAUCACGGAGACCAAAGAUAGCAUGACAGAGACCACUGACACCUCCUUACAUAUUUUGUCUGGAGCUACUCAUAGGAUCGUUAGUGUUUAAGCUUCACUCAGAACUCACAUUAACUUCACCAAGUCAUGGAUUACUUGCUAAAGCUUUUUGUGUAGCUGUAUUUUGGCGUGUUAUAUUUCCUUCAAACAAAUGGGUUACAAAGAGGGAUUGAUGCUGAAAUCUGUGUACGGUGACAUUGAAAAUCUCUUAUUAGCUCCAAGUUAUGUUUCAGACUUCCUGUGGGCCACUCAGUUAUUGGCAAGGUACCUGCUUGCUUAUAGAUUGGUUUGUUUAAUGUCUUUAUAUUGAGCUUUCACAUGGGAAACCCUGUUAUGUACAUAUUUUAACAUAUUUUUUUACCUUGCAUAUGGAACAAUCUGUAGGUGAGUAUAAAUUAGUGUAUAGCCUCUUAAGCCCAUAAGACCGAGACAAUUUUUCAACUUCUGAACCAAAAACAAUUUGCGCAAUGUGUUUGUCAUUUUUCUCUUUAAGACCACCCAUAGAUAUCAUAUAUUGUUUUUAAAGCACAGAUAUUGCUUUCCUUUAAAAUCCUCUAUGUAUACCUUACACACAAGUAAAAGGACACUAUAGGCAUCCAGAACAUUUCAUCUCAUUGAAGUAGUCUGGGUGCAGUGUCCCUGUUCCAUUAACCCUGCAAUGCAAAACAUUGCAGUUUUAGAGAAAGAGCAAUGUUUACAUUGCAGCG